This is a messenger RNA of Cornus florida, 2158 nucleotides long. RefSeq names its product alanine aminotransferase 2. The transcript has 15 exons. The record is from RefSeq and is a predicted model, not a curated record. Gene Ontology annotation, biological process: biosynthetic process. Gene Ontology annotation, molecular function: pyridoxal phosphate binding; L-alanine:2-oxoglutarate transaminase activity. Bases 229 to 1842 code for a protein of 537 amino acids. Lineage: Eukaryota; Viridiplantae; Streptophyta; Magnoliopsida; Cornales; Cornaceae.
UUAACCUUUUUAUUGUACGAAAGAUGAAUGCGGCUGGAAUUCUGCGAGCUUCUUGUAGAAGAAACUCACGAAGUCCUGAGACCGCCACACACACACACACAAACAGUGAACAGAACCGAACAGAACAUUGGAAUUUUUGAAAGUGCUGGCGACAAGUAAAGGAAGGUUGGCUUGGUCUUGGGUUGAACGUGGCCACCAAUUAAAUUCCCUCAAAAAUUCCAAAUCGCAAUGCGGAGAUUUGUAGCCGAGAAAGCCAUAAAUCUGGUCAAGAGCUCUACAAAAGAGAGACUCAGACUCACUUUUUCUUCUUCUCCAUCUUCAUCUAAGUCUGCCCUCCGUUUCUUGACGUCCGUUCCUUCCCCUUCUCCUUCCGAUUCAAUGGAUUCUUCUAAUUCAUCCCCUCCUGUCUCUCUUGAAACCAUUAAUCCCAAGGUCUUAAAGUGCGAGUACGCUGUUCGUGGUGAGAUUGUCACCUUGGCGCAGCAAUUGCAGCAAGAAUUACAAGCAAACCCAGGUUCUCGCCAGUUUGAUGAGAUACUUUACUGUAAUAUUGGAAAUCCCCAGUCUCUUGGUCAGCAUCCAAUUACUUUUUUCCGAGAGGUUCUUGCACUGUGUGAUCAUCCAUCCAUAUUGGACAGAAGCGAAACUCAGGGUUUGUUCAGUGCGGAUGCCAUAGAGCGAGCUUGGCAGAUUCUGGAUCAAAUUCCUGGAAGAGCUACCGGUGCGUAUAGUCAUAGUCAGGGUAUCAAGGGAUUACGUGAUAUAAUUGCUGCUGGUAUUGAAGACCGUGAUGGUUUUCCUUCUGAUCCAAAUGAUAUUUUCUUGACAGAUGGUGCAAGCCCAGCGGUCCAUAUGAUGAUGCAGUUGCUGAUAAGAUCAGAGAAGGAUGGAAUUCUUUGUCCCAUUCCUCAGUACCCUCUGUACUCUGCUUCAAUUGCCCUCCAUGGUGGCACUCUAGUUCCUUACUACCUUGAUGAAGCAACUGGAUGGGGAUUGGAGAUUUCUGAGGUUAAGAAGCAAUUGGAAGAUGCCAGGUCCAAUGGCAUUACAGUUCGGGCCUUGGUUGUAAUAAAUCCAGGAAACCCAACAGGGCAGGUUCUUGCGGAGGACAACCAGCGGGAAAUUGUGGACUUCUGCAAGAAAGAGGGUCUUGUUCUUCUGGCAGAUGAGGUAUACCAGGAAAACGUUUACGUUCCUGACAAGAAGUUUCACUCAUUCAAGAAAAUUUCCCGGUCUAUGGGGUAUGGUGAGAAGGAUAUAUCCUUAGUAUCUUUUCAGUCAGUUUCUAAAGGGUAUUAUGGGGAGUGUGGAAAAAGAGGAGGAUACAUGGAAAUAACUGGUUUUAGUCCUGAAGUAAGGGAACAAAUUUACAAAGUGGCAUCUGUGAAUCUUUGUUCUAAUAUCUCUGGUCAAAUUCUCACAAGCCUCGUCAUGAAUCCUCCCAAGGUUGGAGAUGAAUCCUAUGAGUCCUAUACUGCAGAGAAAGAUGGAAUCCUCUCAUCACUAGCAAGGCGUGCAAAGACACUAGAAGAGGCAUUCAACAGUUUAGAGGGUGUGACAUGCAAUAAAGCAGAAGGAGCAAUGUAUCUCUUUCCGAGAAUUCACCUACCCCAGAAGGCAAUAAAAGCAGCAGAGGCAGCAAGAGCAGCCCCAGAUGCAUUCUAUGCUCGUCGCCUCCUCAAUGCCACGGGAAUUGUUGUUGUUCCUGGAUCUGGAUUUGGGCAGGUUCCUGGAACGUGGCAUAUUAGGUGCACAAUACUGCCUCAGGAGGAUAAGAUUCCGGCUGUAGUCUCUCGAUUGACAGAAUUCCACAAAGGAUUCAUGGACGAAUUUCGUGAAUAGUUCUAGAUAAGGUUUAACCGUCAUAUACAUGUCCAUGCCUUUUGUCUCUUAAAUAAGGUUUAACCGUCAUGUACAUGUCCAUGCCUUUUGUCUCUUAAAUAAGGUUUAACCGUCAUAUACAUGUCCAUGUCUCUGUCUUCUCCUCCCUUUUUGAUUGUUCUUGGGGGAGUAAAACAUGUUGCUAGUUAUACUGUUACUUACAGAAGCAGGACCGAGCGUGUAGGAUGCAGAGGCUAUCUUCUCAUUGUCCUCCAACGAUGUCUACUCUCAUCAUUUUCUCUCUUUAUAUAUCAGAAAUUGUUUGUUAUUUGGGGCA